AUGGCGUUGCUACCAACUCGCACUACCCGUCCUAUCAUCUUUCCCCUCCCCUUCCUGACCUUCAUCUUCCUCGUUAUCCUCCUCGCCUAUCUCCAGCUCCUCUACGGCAUCUCUUUCCUCCUCCGUCCAUUCUGGCCCUCGGAAUAUGGCCCUCGACCUUUGAACCGGAUCCUCCGGCCUGCUGAAAAGCGAGUGCUCGAGAUCAUCACCGAUCUCAUCCCACCUCCGUUCUAUCGCUCCCCUGUGCCGAGCGGUGCCUUUGUGAAUGAUGAAUUGACAUUCCCACAUUUCAUGACGGUGUAUCACGCCUCCCAAAUGGGCUGUGGCAGUGUAAUUAGUGCACCGCCGCGUGUUGUUGAGCUCGAUAACCUGCCCCAUGUCCACUCCAGCACUGGACGAGGACAGGAACCGCCUGGCGUGCUCAGCGAGAACGAGAUACCGGACAGCACUGCCACGCACAUUGGCGCUUUUCCAGUCAUUGAGGAAAUGAUUGAUCACUUCGGACUCUCACACUACGAUGGCACCGAUAAAUCUAUCCCAUCAACCAGCGAGCCAACCUCUGCACUGGCAACAGACCAGAACCAGGAUGUUCCUCUCGCUCAGCCAAGCACCCCGAAGCAGGCCCAACAGCAGCAGCAAGAGGAACAUCAGAUCGUCGAGGUAGUGCAGGGCAUCCCCUUCAAGCCCGUCGAAGUCAAAUCCGUCGACAAGACUCAUCCAAACAUCCAGUCCCCCACAACCUCAACUGACGACGCCAAAACCUCCCUCAACGUGAUCCCACCUGCCUCUUCCCAUUACACAGAUGACUCGGCUGCUCUGAGUCUCUCUACAAACCGGAAUGCCAAAGCCCGCUCGACCGAGAGUUAUCCAGGCAAGUUUCCUGUCAGUGAGGGAUUGGAGUUCAGCUCGUUGGCUACAGCUUCGUGUGCUUUCCGUGAGAGGGGGACUACUUCUGUGAGACCCUUUUCGGAUUACUAA
Molecule: messenger RNA, 978 nt
Organism: Penicillium daleae
Lineage: Eukaryota; Fungi; Ascomycota; Eurotiomycetes; Eurotiales; Aspergillaceae
Exons: 1
Coding region: 1-978 (325 amino acids)
Source: RefSeq, a predicted model, not a curated record